Grammomys surdaster is the source of this 2575-nucleotide messenger RNA. RefSeq names its product Bardet-Biedl syndrome 12 (gene Bbs12). Gene Ontology annotation, molecular function: ATP binding. Gene Ontology annotation, biological process: chaperone-mediated protein complex assembly; photoreceptor cell maintenance. The transcript has 3 exons. The record is from RefSeq and is a predicted model, not a curated record. Bases 190 to 2316 code for a protein of 708 amino acids. Lineage: Eukaryota; Metazoa; Chordata; Mammalia; Rodentia; Muridae.
CCACACACUGGACCAACCGCCCUGCGGCCUUCCGGGCCUCAGAGCCGCCCGAGGGCACCGGGCGGCUUGGAGCCCGAGGGAGUGCUGGAGUAAAACAUGGCGCAUUCCCAAAGUCGCCGCCUCACCUUGCAGACACUCACGUUGUAAUCCUUAAAUCUCCUUAGGCUCCUGGGGAAUAGAUAAUUAUUCAUGAAGAUGGCUUACAGGGUCAUAAACAGAAGAAGGCAUGUGGGACUUCAACAACUUUCAUCAUUUGCACAAACAGGAAGAAGCUUCCUAGGUCCAGUAAAAGCCACCAAGUUUAUUACAGAUGCAGACUGUCAUGAAAGUGUGUUAAUCAGCUCAACAGUCAGGCUUCUUGAAGGAUUGGAUUUAACCUGUGCAGUGGGGCACCUUCUCAACGAAGCAGUUCAAGCUCAGAAUGACACAUACAAAAUUGGAACCAGCACUCUUUUGUUUCUUGCUGGUGCAUGGAGCAGGGCUGUUGAAGAUUGUCUCCACUUGGGGAUUCCCACUACAGUAAUAGUGUCAGUAAUGUCAGAAGGCUUGGACUCUUGCAUCGAAGCAGUACUUUCCCUGCAAGUACCCAUACACAGUGUGUUUGACCACACGCACAACACAAGUACAGUUUGCAAACUUGACACAGUUGAUGUUAGUUUGCGUCCUUUUGCACAAGUCCCUUCAGGUUCUGAGUUGUUACAGGAAAAGCAUGAUUUCAAAGAUGCUACAUCUAAGUUACUGUUCACUUACAGUCUUUCUGGGAGACAUGCUAAGUCACCCAAAUUCUUCAAACCUCAAGCUAAAGUUGAAACAGAAAAAAACACAUCACAAGCUCUGAAAAACAAUCUAUAUACAGAUUCCUUCUGCAGAAAGUCAGCACUAACUCACAGUAGGCAUUUUAAUAGGACAGAUAAUAGCCACUGGAUAAGCAGACCUGAUGGAUUUCUAGAACAACUUGAAUCAACUCCAAAACAACUUAAAUGUAGUGGUUUGGAGGAGUUAGCAGCUGGCUUGAGCCAUGGAGAUCACAGCAGCAUGACAUUGGCCAAAGUAGCAGUGAGGCUGCAGUGGCAGACUCUGUGUCUGCAGCAAACCAACUGUACGGCACCCUUCAUGUUUGAUAUUUCCCGACUCCUCACUUGCUGUGUCCCAGGUUUACCUGAAACUUUUUCCUGUGUUUGUCUAGGAUAUGUCACUUCUGUAACCAUGUCUAGUAUUACUCUGAUCGAAGAAUUGCAGGAUCAGCCUUUCCAGGUGAUUCUUAUUGAGGGUGACCUCACAGAGAAUUACCGCCACCUGGGAUUUAAUAAGUCUGUAAAUAUUAAGACCAAAUUGGAUAGUGGAGAGUUUUCAGAAGAUAGUGCAGAAGAGCUGUGGACAAAUCAUGUGUUACAGGUGUUAAUUCAGUUCAAUGUGAACCUUAUCUUGGUACGAGGAAGUGUAUCUGAACACUUGACUGAAAAAUGCAGGCACAGUAAGCGGCUGGUAAUUGGGUCAGUAAGUGGCAGUGUGUUACAGGCAUUUGCAGAGGCCACCGGAGCAGUGCCAGUGGCCUAUGUCACACAAGUGCAUGAGGACUGUGUAGGCAGCGGGGUCUCUGUGACCUUCUGGACGAGUCCUCAUGAUAUAAACAGGAGCAGCAGAAUGGCAAUCUUGCUAACAGCAGAAGGAAUUAAUUUGAUUACAGCAGUACUCACUAGUCCAGCAAGUACUCAGAUGAAAACCAAGGAAGACAGGUUCUGGUCUUGUGUUUAUCGCUUACAUCAUGCCCUGAAAGAGGGGAAGGUCCUCCUUGGAGGUGGUGCUGUUGAACUUUUAUGUCUUAGCCAUCUUCAAAUUCUUGCUGAGCAAUCUUUAAAUAAAGGAAACCAUGCUUGUUUAGGAUGGCUUCCUGAUUCUUCUUCUUGGAUGGCCUCAUCUCUGUCAGUCUACAGACCUACUGUGCUGAAGUGCCUGGCAGGAGGGUGGCAUGAAUUCUUGUCAGCUGUCAUGUGUAACACUGCCACUCAACCUUCAGCAGUGGAAGCUAGCACAUUCAUUCAACAUCAUGUACAGAAUGCCACCAACUCUGGCUCUCCUUCAUCUUACAUCUUGAGUGAAUAUAGUAAACUAAGUAGUGGACUUUUUCAUUCAGAUGUUUCAGAUAACCUGGAGCUGGUUCCAAGAGUUUAUGAUACUGUUACACCAAAGAUUGAAGCAUGGCGCCGAGCAUUGGAUUUAGUGCUCUUAGUGCUUCAGACAGACAGUGAAAUAAUUACUGGACUUGUACACACACAGAUGAAUUCACAGGAAUUAGAUGGAGUCUUAUUUUUGUAGUGUGUGUGUGCAGGCGUGCAUGCAUGUGUGUGCAUGGACACGUACAUGGGUGCCUGAGGAGGCCAGAAGAGGGGAUCGAAUCCCUGGGAGCUAUAAUUAUAGGUAAUUAUAAGCCACCCAACAGUGGGUGCUGGAAACCCAGCCAUACAAGAGCAACAAGCACUUUUGAGCCAUUUCUCCAGACUCAAUAAAUUCUAAUAAAUCAUAGUGUGUAAAUUACCAGCUAUUGCCAAGAAUAAAAGUUGAUGUCUAUUGAUAA